UGGCAGCAUCAGCCUAGCGAGAAUUGCAACAGUAUCACAGGCAAGAAGACAAUUAGGUCUCGUGGCAGACGCUCUGGAUACUAUCAUGCCGAUUCGACCGUCAUAGAAAGGAGCUGGAUUGUGACUGUCGAAUAGUCUAACGGCCAAAUAUAGCUGAAGCUUCCACACCCGCCUUUUUUUGGACAACCUCAAGAGCCUGUUUGGCCAUCUUCUAUCUGCUACUACAUCAGACAGACCAGUGAUGUAAUAAUCUUUAUAUUCUUCUAAAUCAGCAAAUGGCAACAGGCUCUGAAGAUCGCCCAGAUCCCAUUUCUGGCAGCGACACGGCCGCUGUGUCCCCGUCCUCCGCUCAGAGCGAGAGGAGGCAGAGGCAUUCUUGUGUCCUCUGUUCCAGACGAAAAGUGAAAUGUGACAAGCACCAUCCCUGUUCUGCAUGCACUAAGGCUCAAGUCCAAUGCGUUUUUUCCUCCCCGGCUCCUUCGCGGAGACACAAGAGGAAACAUGUCGAAGAGGAUGUCUACGCCCGCUUGAGGCGGUAUGAAGACCUGUUGAAGAAGAACAACAUCGAUACGAGCACCAAUGAUGGCUGGAUUCAUUACGGUGUUGAGUCGAGAGCAGCACGUCAAGUGCCUGCUACUUCUAACCAAGUGGCAACAGGGCAGAAGAGCAAGUCUGCUGAGAAGGAGAGCAAUCUCUGGGUCUAUCUGAGCGACGAGCUUCGUAACCCUUCCCAAGAUCGGCUUGCCAAAGCCUCACCUCCUCCAGAGACCAUAUCCCCCAACCGGGUCGGUCCAGCUGAACCGUCUCCGGACGGGAAUUUCCUUUUGUUGGGAUCGGUUCCGCCAGGCAUUGACCUGGCAUCUGCUCAUCCACGGCCUUCGAACAUAUUUCGUCUAUGGCAGAUAUUUCUGAAUCAGAUCCAUCCUCUGACCAAAGUCAUUCAUGCUCCCACGGUCCAGCAGCAGAUUCUGGAAGCAAGCGAUGACAUCCAGAAUAUACCGAAGGAGCUGGAGGCUUUGAUGUUCGUGAUUUACUACUUUGCUGCCCAUGGCCUAAAACAGUCCGAGUGCGAAAACUUGUUUGGCGAGGACAAGUCGGUGCUUGUCUCGAGGUAUUGUACAGCAGCACAGAAGGCACUGAUUGCAGCUGAUUUCAUUUCGUCAUCGAGUUUGACGACCCUUCAGGCAUUUGUUCUGUUCUUGUUUGCAACGCAUAAAUCGAACUCCUUAUUCAUCCUUGCUGGCGUUGCCCUGAGAAUAGGACAGCGACUCAAUCUGACCCAGGUCCAGCCGGGUCCUGGCAUAACUCCUUUUGAAUCUGAGAUGCGACUCCGCCUCUGGUGGCAGAUUGCAUUCUUAGAUCUUCGCGCGUCGCGUGCUGUCGGGUUACACUCAUCAUGCUCCAUGCAAUUGCGUGCCUCGCGGCCGCUUGGAGCAGACCUGACGGAUGCCGACGAUGAUGAUGUCAGACUACCUCUUAAUGUCAACGACUCUGACUUGUAUCCUGAGAUGAGCUCCCUGCCAAUCGAACACUCGGGGCCAACUGAGAUGAUCUACUGUCUGAUGAAAUACGACGCCGCACUCUUUCUACGGCACUCGCCAACAGCCGCUCCGCUCAAGGGACGGCCGCAGGUACUAGCAACUCCAGCGCUUCCAAUGGCCGUCAAGGAUAAGAUCCUCAACGAGCUCGAAGACUUGUUCAACCGAAAGUACUUGCGAUAUUGUGACCCGCGAAUCCCACUGCAUUUAAUUACCAUGACCAUGGCGGGGUUGGCAAUAUCUCGACUGCGAUUCCUCUCACACCACCCACGCCAGUAUCCUGACGGCCAGGCGUCGUUGUCACGGGAGGAGAACGACAUGUUGUUUGCUAUGAGCGUUAAGCUUCUUCAGUUGGACACUCAACUCCGCAGGAUCCAAUUCCUAGAAUACUUUCCCUGGCAUGGAAACGCUAAAGGACAACUCGACGCCUUUAUUUAUGCACUCAGUGACCUCCGUCGUCGAACUACAGGAGAUAUCGUCUCGAACGCUUGGGAGCAAGUCGAGAUCCUCUUCGAAGAGCACCCGGAGUUGAUCACUGAUCGUGAAAACAGCCUUUAUUCCGCUCUCCGUGAGCUGACCCUUUCUGCAUGGGAAGCCAGAAAAGCAGAACUCGUCCGUCAACGACAGCAUGAUGCCUCAGACACUGGACCUGUGGAUCCAAAUUUUAUCACUCAACUUCUCUCGUACUCUAACAACACUCAACUCGAUUCUCAUCAUAGUAAUAGCACCACCAGCAGCAGCAACAACACCACCAACAAUAAUAAUAAUAACAACAAUCAGACACCACACACCGACAUCCUACCCCCGGAAAACACAAUGUCCAUUCCAGCAAUCAUACAAAACCCACCACACCGUCCUCUUCAACGUACCGACCACCCAUUGAACAGCACGGGCGGCAGCACCUUUCUGGACUUCCAGAAUGAACGAUCUGCUGCUGCUGCUGCCACUGAAGUCGGGCUACCAAUGAACAACAAUGACGACAUGGACUGGACGUACUGGGAGGAUCUGAUGCAGGGACAAAACCAGAAUCAGAAUUCGAAUUUGAUCUUCCAGAGCCUUGACGGAGAUUAUUACGGAAGGCCGUUUUUCGAACAGAAUCGGUUUUGGCAGUAAUAUUCUUCAAAGGAUAAGGAUAGGGGGGGACGAAGAGAGUGUUCUAGUUAAUUACUAUAUAUGGGGUGAUCCACGCACUUAUUGUAACGUAGUUAUCAUCCUUAGAAAUACCACAGAAUCGAAUAUGGUGUAUGGUGUACCAAUUAUCGGGAAAACAAGUUUUCAUGUACUGUACAUACAUACAUUCGGAUGGUGAGGUGAUAUGGAGGCCUGCCUGAACCGUUGAAGGUACCUCUCUAUCGUGUGAUCUAACCCAGUUACUGUAUCGUCGCU
Paecilomyces variotii is the source of this 2924-nucleotide messenger RNA. RefSeq lists its product as hypothetical. The transcript has 4 exons. Lineage: Eukaryota; Fungi; Ascomycota; Eurotiomycetes; Eurotiales; Thermoascaceae. Gene Ontology annotation, molecular function: zinc ion binding; DNA binding; DNA-binding transcription factor activity, RNA polymerase II-specific. The record is from RefSeq and is a predicted model, not a curated record. Bases 276 to 2651 code for a protein of 791 amino acids. Gene Ontology annotation, biological process: regulation of DNA-templated transcription; DNA-templated transcription.